Molecule: messenger RNA, 1380 nt
Organism: Adineta ricciae
Lineage: Eukaryota; Metazoa; Rotifera; Eurotatoria; Adinetida; Adinetidae
Source: the annotation of a GenBank genome assembly
AUGAAUACCGGAAUUUAUGAAAUCAAUCUCAACGAAAACAAUUCUCUCGCUUUAAUAGGAAGUAUCGCAUUUUUCAUCAAUGAAAUGCUUUAUGUUCCAUUGUUAGACAAACUCGUUCUUACAUCAGCAUCAAAUGUGUUAAAUUCCAUCGAAGAUUUUGAAAUGUAUUCUCUCGAUCUGCAAAAUUCAUCUUUAUUAACUAAAUUAGCCGAGAAUCAAGCAAUUGAGGAAGAUUUGCAAUUAUCUAAUGAUGGAAAACGAAUUCUUUUUUUAACUUUAUCAUUAGCAUCAUCAAAGAGUCAAAUGAGCAAUACUCAAGGUCGUCUCUAUUCCAUCGAUCUAUCGAAUGGAGAAUUGCAACACAUAGGAGCAAAUAUUUCUGCUAAUAUUGUCGGAUAUGCAUGUCAAUCUGAUGAAAAUAUUCUUAUACUUGGACAAUUAGGAACACAAGUGCAGAUUUACGCGAAUCAGUCUUCAAUUCAUUAUCUGGGAUGGAAUGGAACUUAUGAAUCACUUGUGACAUCAAAGAAAAAGAAUUUCAUCGCAUUUGUUCAUUCGUCGUUUGAUAAACCUAUGAAAGUUUACAUCAUUGAUCGUAUAGAUGAACUCUCGGUGACCCAAUCAAUAACAAAUCACAAUGAGUUAUUUACCGAAAGAAAUUUACCUCACGGGAAAGUUUAUUCUUGGAAAAAUCGAGAUGAUAAUCAAACGAUCGAAGGAAUUUUAUAUUAUCUAUUCGAUAAGCUUCAAUCGACAAAUCGUCCUCUCUUAGUUCUUUGCCAUGGUGGUCCAUAUUACGCAAGUGUCAAUCAAAUGAAUUACAAUGGAGCAAAUUGCGCUCCAUUAGCUGCGUUACACGGCUGGCUUGUUUUAGAACCAAACUAUCGUGGAUCAACAGGCUAUGGCGAUGUAUUUCUCAAUGAAAUCCGUCAUCAACCUUUAUCUCCACCUGGAAAAGAUAUUCUCUUUGGUAUUGAUAGUUUAAUUCAAGAUGGAAUUGUCGAUUUUCAAAGACUUGCCAUUGCAGGUUAUAGUUAUGGAGGAUUUCUAACGAAUUGUUCGACUUGGGGUAUUUUGGAUAUGCCUGUUCUGAUUGAAAAUUUAUUCGGAGGAUUUCCAUGGAAUGUACCUGAUUUAUAUCAGAAAGAAUCGCCAAUUUAUAAGUUAGGUAAGGUUCGUACACUAACACAUAACAUCACGGGUGAAAUGGAUGUUCGAGUUCCUCCGAGUCAAAGUCAUAUUCUUGAACGCGCACUUUACUAUCGAGGAGUGCCAGUAGAACUUCUCAUUUUUCCUCGUGAAAGUCACGCAUUCAAUCAAAAUCCGAAGCAUCAAAAUAAAGUUCAACGAGAACUUCAGUGGUUACACAAAUAUCUCUGA